This is a messenger RNA of Wasmannia auropunctata (little fire ant), 2744 nucleotides long. RefSeq names its product tetratricopeptide repeat protein 30A (gene Ttc30). Gene Ontology annotation, biological process: intraciliary transport. Gene Ontology annotation, cellular component: intraciliary transport particle B; axonemal microtubule. The coding region runs from base 455 to 2509 and encodes 684 amino acids. The transcript is spliced from 8 exons. The record is from RefSeq and is a predicted model, not a curated record. Gene Ontology annotation, molecular function: protein binding; intraciliary transport particle B binding. Lineage: Eukaryota; Metazoa; Arthropoda; Insecta; Hymenoptera; Formicidae.
AUUAGAUUAGAUGCACUUUUUAUCUCAACGUAAUAUCUAUUCAUCUCUCGCAUUACACAUGUAUUGCUGUCUUAGAACAUAUAUUUGUAGUAUAUGUUCUAAGAUUGCUGUACAUAUCGUAUAUCCAAUUGUGUAAGUAUCUGAAAUGCCUUCAAAUCUAUAGUAAAAAAUUUGUAUUAUAAAUUUUUAAGUUCAAAGCUUUGCACAUUAAACGAAACAGAAGUUACAUGUUGUAAAAUAUAGAAUUAUUAAGAAUAUGAACGAAUUGAGUUUGAAACUUGUUUUGCUCCUUGGUAUUGUUUCCUUGGCAACGGAUCUGGCCUGGUGUCAAAACAAUACGCGUGAAUGCAUGCUUGCGGCCACAUGUUGUACCAUGCAGUGUACUACACUAUAAAGCAAGAAAUAAUACUAAAUAGCUGUUAAAGUUUCGCAGUGCAUUAUUGUAAUUUUCGCUAUGUCUACGUUCAUAGAAAAUGUGCAGAUAAAGGAUGGAGAAUAUACUAAGAUAAUCUAUGUUAUGAUCAGAGAACAGCGAUAUACCGAAACUAUUAAAGUCUUGCUAAAUCUCUUAGAUUCUCAUCCUAAUUCUAGACCUUGUCUAUCCCUCCUGGGCCAUUGUUACUUUUACACGCAAGAUUUCAUGGCCGCGGCUCAAUGUUACGAGAAGCUGGUCCAGCUGUGCCCAGAGGAGAAUCUGUACAAGCUCUACUACGCCCAGUCCCUGCAUCAGGCCUGCAUGUAUCCAGAAGCGUGGGCGGUCUGCUCGAGCAUCAUCAAUCAGAGUAACUUGGAGUUCAAGGUGAAGAAGCUGCAGGCAGCUAUCAAGUACGGGCAGGAGGACAUGGUGGCCGCGAAGAACCUCGUGGAUCAGUGCCCCGCCGACGACGUCGACACUGAAAUCAAUCUCGGGUGUCUCUUGUACAAGGAGGAGAAGUACGAGCAGGCCCUCAAGAAAUUUGCGAACGCGUUACAAAUUGCGGGAUUCAGGCCUCACUUAUCGUACAACGUUGCCCUGUGCUACUUCAAACUGAAAGAGUACGCGGCAUCACUGAAACACAUUGCUGCCAUUAUCGAGCACGGUAUAAGAGAGCAUCCGGAGCUGAGCGUGGGGAUGGCCACCGAGGGUAUCGAAGUCCGAAGCGUCGGGAACACGCUGACGCUGCACGAGACGGCUCUGACGGAGGCGUUCAAUCUGAAGGCCGCCAUCGAGUAUCAAUUGCAAAAUUGUAAUUUUCGCGUCGGCUCUGGCUUCGAUCGAUCGAGGAAGAUUUAUACGUUCUUUAUAGCGUUCUUUAAUAUUACAGACGACGCGGCGAAGGAAGCGUUAACGGACAUGCCACCGCGUUCCGAGGAGGAGCUCGAUGCCGUUACUCUGCACAAUCAGGCGUUAAUAAACAUGGACACGAAGCCGAGCGAGGGAUUCGAGAAACUGCAGUUUCUGCUCCAGCAAAAUCCGUUCCCGCCCGAGACCUUCGCCAAUCUGUUGCUCCUGUACUGCAAGUAUCAGUAUUACGACCUCGCCGCCGACGUUCUGGCUGAAAAUGUACAUCUGACCUACAAAUAUCUGACGCCAUAUUUAUACGAUUUCUUGGAUGCGCUGAUAACGCAACAGACCUCGCCGGAGGAGGCGUAUCGCAAGUUCGACGAUCUCGCUAACAAGCACACGGAGGCGCUUCGCAAGGCGACCAAGCAGGUCCAGGAGGCGAGGCUGAAUCACGACGACAAUGCCGUGAAGAAGGCCGUGAACGAUUACGAGGAGGCCCUCGACAGAUACGUUCCCGUAUUAAUGGCGCAGGCGAAGAUCUACUGGGACCUGGAGAAUUACACCCAGGUGGAGAAGAUCUUCAAGAAGAGCGUCGAGUUCUGCAACGAGCACGACGUGUGGAAGCUGAACGUCGCGCACACGCUCUUCAUGCAGGAGAACAAAUUCAAGGACGCGACGCGUUUCUACGAGCCGAUCGUCAAGAAGAAAUACGACAACAUCCUGGACGUGAGCGCCAUAGUCCUCGCGAACCUCUGCGUCAGCUACAUCAUGACCUCGCAGAACGCCGAGGCCGAGGAGCUGAUGAAGAAGAUCGAGAAGGAGGAGGAGGCGGUGUCGUUCGAGGAUCAGGACAAGAAGCUCUUUCACUUGUGCAUCGUGAAUCUGGUGAUCGGGACGCUGUACUGCUCCAAGGGUAACUACGAGUUCGGCAUAUCGCGGGUGAUGAAGAGCCUGGAGCCGUACAACAAGAAGCUCGGCACCGACACCUGGUUCUACGCGAAGAGGUGCUUCCUGUCGCUCCUGGAGCAGCUGGCGAAGCAGUUAGUGGUCCUGAAGGACUCCACGUUGCAGGAAUGCGUUCAAUUCUUGGAGCAUUGCGAAGUUUACGGCAAAGACAUAAUGACAGUGAUAGACCAGCCGUUCGACAUACAGGACAUGCUGAACGUUUCACCUCAAGGCAAACGGACGGUCGUUUACGAGGCGCGAUUCCUCAAGACGUUAUUCUUGAAGCUGCAAAUGUCGUAGAUGCGUAAAGAAAGGCGCCUAUUGUAUAUAUAUUUUAUCUGAUAGUAUUUUGAUUAUUCUGAUUAGCAUGAUACGUCGAAUUUAUAUGGCCUGAACUUGUGAAUCGCUUUUCAAUCAUCUUCAGGAUCUGCUUGAUAAACACGAGAAUUUAUAUUGCCGAGAUAGUCUUUAUAACAGUAUUUCGUCGAACAAUUUUUUAUUAGCUUCAUAAUAUUAGUAUAAUUUAUUAAUUAUA